CUAGAAGAUAGGCAAUUUUUCUUUGUUUUAGUCAAUCUGCACAGCAGCCUUGGAGUUCUAAUCUCAGCAUCAAUCCAUCCGGGUUCCCAGUUCCCACCAUAUAGAUCACAUUUCACACUCAUACUCUUCAUCUUCAUCUUCAAUUAGGCGUCAUCUGCACCUUUCUUCAGGUAAUUCCAUUAUUUUCAUCUCCAUUUUCGCAUUGCUUUGUUUUUCAUCACUAAAAUUGUUCUACGAUUAAACAAUUCCCAAUUCCCAAUUUCCAAUUUCAUUCAAUUAGCCCAAAAAAUGAAUUUCACACUCACCCCAAAAUUACCAUCUUCAGUCCUCUUUUCCUCUCCUGGUUCCCAAAAUAAACCCCCAUAUUCAAUCUGUUUCCCUUCAAAAAUACCCCAAUUUAAACUCCUUACAUCCUCUUUACAUUGCAAUUCAACCCAUCAAACUAAUUCUUUACCUUCAGACAUUGAUAUGGUACAAAUAAACGAAGGUAUCUUUGCACCAAAACAAACAAAGGUUGUUGUUUUAUGGGAUUUGGAUAAUAAGCCGCCUCGAGGACCACCGUACGAAGCCGCCAUUGCCCUUAAAAGUCUUGCGUCUCUUUUCGGAGACGUUGUUGAUUAUUCUGCUUAUGCUAAUCGCCAUGCGUUUUCUCAUCUUCCUACUUGGGUCCUUGAGGAAAGGCGUGAAAGGAGACAUUUGGAUGUUCUUGAAAGAACUGGUAAAGUUACACCUUCGCAACCUUAUGUUUGUAGUGUUUGUGGUAGGAAGUGUAAGACUAAUUUGGAUUUGAAGAAACAUUUUAGACAAUUACAUGAAAGAGAGAGGCAAAAGAAGCUUAGUAGGAUGAAACAAUUGAAGGGUAAGAAGAGACAGAGGUUUAAAGAGAGGUAUUUGGAUAAGAAUUAUAAGUUUGAAGAAGCUGCUAGAACUUUGAUUACUCCUAAAGUUGGGUAUGGGCUAGCUAGAGAGUUAAGGAGAGCUGGGGUUUAUGUGAAGACAGUGGAGGAUAAGCCACAAGCUGCGGAUUGGGCUUUGAAGAGACAAAUGAUGCAUUCUAUGAGUAGAGGGAUUGAUUGGUUGUUUUUAGUUUCGGAUGAUUCGGAUUUUCGAGAUAUGUUGAGGAGGGCGAGGGAGGAGGCGAGUUUAGGGACUGUUGUUGUGGGGGAUAGGAAUGGGGUGUUAGGGAGGAAUGCAGAUUUGUGGGUUUCAUGGAGUGGAGUGGAGAAUGGAAAGGUGAGUGAGAAGGAUUUGGUGCCUAAUAGGGUGAAUGUGGGUGAUUGGGGUGAUGAUUGUUUGGAAAGGCAAGAUGGGUUGUUUUCGAUUUCAGAGUUUGAUGAGGGGCUUGAGGGUGAGAGUGAUUUGGAUCAUAUUGUGAAUGAGGUUCUUCCAAGUGAGGAGUCUAAUGUUGAGACUGGAAGAUUCUCAGCUUUUUCCGAGGGCGAAGAAGAUGAUGAAUGGUUGGAUGAUGAGGAUGAGGAUGAUGAUGACUAUGAAGAUGAAUUUUAGGAAGAAGAUACAUGAUGGUAGUUGUGAUGAUCUUUUUAGCUGCCGGUUACUUGUUUGAAUAGUUAAAAACAAAUCAUGUGGCCAUUGAAGGUGGAUUUCUCUUACUGGUGUCCCAAAUCCAACGUGUUCCUUUUGGAGAUUAUAUUAUGUGUGUUGAUUUUGGGACUUAUAGAGUGGAAUAUUCGAAUUCAAACGAGAAGUUACCAAUAUCAGGCAUCAAAGAAAGGUUGUGCAGGACGUGAGGUUUGUAUCACUGAACAGCAGCAUUUACUUAUCCAUGUGGUAUCAUGUUUGGCAUGUUUAUCCUGGAAUGACUAGCUUAGAGCUCACUUAUUAUAGAAAAACUUCAGGAAAGCUUUUCCCUUUGUGUUUGUGCAUUUUGUAUAUGACAAACAAAUUGUUGUAGGUGUUAUGGUUUUUUUUUUUAAUCCUAAUUCCUAAUUAAUAAAGUUUAUAUAAUAAUGGUUUCAAUCAAUGUUAUGUGGUUAUUGUAAGGAUAUGUCUAUAACCUCCUCCAAUCCGAAUGUCUACAACCUCCUCCACAAUUUUCAUACUGCAGAAAAACUGAAUUGGCAAAAGUUGGUGGGAGUCAUUGUAAGGAUAUGCAUUCACAAUUUGUUUGGUGUGAAAUACUUUAUGCAACACUUAUGAAAUUGUGUA
This is a messenger RNA of Amaranthus tricolor (Joseph's coat), 2166 nucleotides long. RefSeq lists its product as uncharacterized. The transcript has a single exon. The record is from RefSeq and is a predicted model, not a curated record. The coding region runs from base 289 to 1506 and encodes 405 amino acids. NCBI's taxonomy places the organism in Eukaryota, Viridiplantae, Streptophyta, Magnoliopsida, Caryophyllales, Amaranthaceae.